CAUUUGUUCCUGGCAUUGGAACAUUUGUUCCUGUCGUGCUGAAACUGGUCCGGUCUGAUCAGUGGCAUCCCAUCACACCCCCGCGCCGAAAGAGCGCGACUGACACGGGGAAACGCCCGGUCCGCGCUCUCGUCGCUUGCGCGGAUACACGGUGUACUACGACGUUAACGGAACCAUUAUAAUAAUCAAGAACCGGCAUCAACAAAAAACCGAUUGAUUUAAAAAUCAAGAUGGCUGCCGAAGGUGAAUAUGAGUCGGUUUUGUGUGUCAAACCUGACGUCGGUGUUUACCGAAUCCCACCGCGGGCGUCGAACCGCGGCGUCAGGGCAGCAGACUGGAAGCUAGAUGCUCCUGACUGGACAGGUCGACUGCGGGUGACAGCCAAGGGCAAAGUUGCCUAUAUAAAACUAGAAGACAAGAUCUCAGGGGAGCUGUUUGCCCAAGCCCCGGUGGAUCAGUAUCCCGGUAUUGCAGUUGAAACCGUGAGUGACUCGAGCCGCUACUUUGUACUUCGGAUUCAGGAUGACAGUGGUCGUAGUGCAUUUAUUGGCAUCGGAUUUGGGGACAGAGGAGAUGCGUUUGAUUUCAACGUGGCUUUGCAAGAUCAUUUCAAAUGGGUGAAGCAGGAUAAUGAACUGAGCAAGCAGGCUCAGAUUCCAGACUUAGGUCCUAAAUUAGACUUAGGCUUUAAAGAGGGCCAGACCAUCACACUUAACAUCGGGCAAAGCAAAAAAAAAGACAAGACCCGCCCCCAAAGUUCAGGUGGGUUUGGACUCCUUCCACCACCUCCGAGUGGAAGGAUCGCUCCGCCUCCUUCGGCAGCCCCUUCCAAUCACAGUGUAGAACCAUUGACUAAAGUCAGUGGCACAGGUUGUUUGCUAGACUUAGACAGCAAUAACUCAAAUUCCCUGGUCCAGCCUGCUUCCUCCAGCACAACCACAGACAUGUGGGGGGACUUCACAUCAGACAGCUUGUCGUCUCAGCCAGCCAAUCAGGAGUCCUCCUCCAUGAGCUGGGUUCAGUUCUGAGGGUCCAAUCUCGCUGUUCCCUUACUUGUUACACACACACACACACACACACACACACACACACACACACAUACACACACACACACACACA
Electrophorus electricus (electric eel) is the source of this 1119-nucleotide messenger RNA. Its product is annotated as adaptin ear-binding coat-associated protein 1-like. The record is from RefSeq and is a predicted model, not a curated record. Gene Ontology annotation, biological process: endocytosis. Lineage: Eukaryota; Metazoa; Chordata; Actinopteri; Gymnotiformes; Gymnotidae. Gene Ontology annotation, cellular component: clathrin vesicle coat; membrane.